This is a messenger RNA of Phascolarctos cinereus (koala), 1155 nucleotides long. RefSeq names its product CD160 molecule (gene CD160). Gene Ontology annotation, molecular function: transmembrane signaling receptor activity. Gene Ontology annotation, cellular component: plasma membrane. The record is from RefSeq and is a predicted model, not a curated record. NCBI's taxonomy places the organism in Eukaryota, Metazoa, Chordata, Mammalia, Diprotodontia, Phascolarctidae. Gene Ontology annotation, biological process: regulation of adaptive immune response.
GAAAUAAAGGAAGUGGCAGUGGAGGAAGGGUGGGAGUAUGUUCAAAUUGAGUGUUCUAGUUGCCAGAGCCCCCCAACCUGACAGCGAAGAAGCACAGCUCUGGAUCUAAGAAAGGAGAAGCCAGGGAUAUCAAAGUGAACCCGCCUUUGGAUUCAGCCCUAGAUGCUGCCGAUGGCGACUGGCUUGAGAUGUUUUCUCAUGGCUGUCCUGAUAAUAGCAGUGGAGAUUAAGAAAGCUGGCUGCGUGGACAUCUUCAGCUCCAGAGAACCAGUUCUCCUGCAAGAAGGAGAAAAACUGAGUUUAAACUGCACCUUGUCGUAUAAGAAAAAAGAGGCCAAGGGUCUGACAGUGUUUUGGUGUAAGAACAAGAUGGCACAAGGCUGCUCUCCUAGGACCAGCCUGAAGCAGCUAAAUCUAAAAAGGGAAGCGGAAGUAGGGGAAGAAGACACUUUGAGGGAACAUUACACCUCCAUAGUCUUUACCAUACUUCAGGCCAAGCCAGCGGACAGUGGCAUCUACCAGUGCUGUGCAAGCAGCCAGAAUUCCAACGUCAUCUUUCAGAGCCACUAUGUCACUGUGACAAUCACAGAGAAAGGGAACUACACCGAGACAGAACCGAAACACCAAGAAAAGGCCUUACCUAGCCACAGUGAAAGAUCAUUCAAGACGAGCUCCCUGAAGGAAAAAAUCUGGGGACUAACGGUCAUAGGCUUGCUAGCCCGUCAAGGUUUGUAAGAAGUCUGGGAAAGACUUCAAAAAUAGGGGCAUCAAACUCUCCAAAAGAAAAUCUCGGCUAAAAUUUAAGCUAUCUUUUUCCUCCUAUAUUUCACAUCAUAAAUCCGACCAAGAGCAGAAGGCUCUUUGAGGUGGGGAAUAAUAACCACAGACCAGGAAUCAGGAGAACUGAGUUCUUCUCCCAGCUCUUCCAAUGGCUAGCUCUAUGACUUUGGAAAAAUCACUUCCCCCUCUGAGCCAAUUGCCUCCUUAAUAAAAUGAUGAGUUUGGUAUGGAUGGUCUGGCUACCCUGAAGUCUGAAUUCAUCUGCUAAGCAGUACCUAGAAGAAAACCGAAGGAAGUUCAAGCAUACAGUAAGCCCAUCUUCUUGAUUUUAUUUUCAUGUAAAUAAAAAGAUAGAUCAGCUUUUAAAAAGGAAAA